UGAAUAGGAAAAAAAAAGAGAAAAAACCAAACUUGGGGUUUUAGGAACUCUCUCUCUCUCUCUCUCUCUCUGUAUCUCUAUUCCUCUGUUUCUAUUUUAUAUAUUUAAUCUCAUAACAAGGCUUGGCUUGCUCUUUCUGUGCAGCGAGAUCUCUGAUCAGGGCCUCGUUUUGGAAUGUUCUUCAGAUGCUUGUUUCCUUUGGAUCUUAGCUGAAAACUGCGUUCAUUGUUUCUCUGAUGAGGUUAGGCACUUCUAGUUGCAUGGAAGAGCAAAAUCACUAGAUCUAGCGUGCAUAUGCAUUCAAAACGUUCUGGUCAAGGAGAUGGGCCUGUAUCUAGGCCAGUCCGAACUAGUGAUAGACUCAGGAGAAGGCCAAAAGUUUAUGGUCGGACAUAUUUGUAUUACACUCCAACCAUCAUUCGCCCUAGGAAAAGUAAACCUAAGACGAGGACAGCUGCUUCUCGAAUUGCCAAGAUGCUGUGUCCAUCGAAUCGGCCAGCACGAAGUCCAAACAAUAAUUCAGGUGCUUCCAAUCUUCGACGCUCGACUCGAAAGAGGAGGAUUUCUGUAAAUCUUGAAGAUUAUACAGAUAGUUCUGGAUCAGAAGAUGAAGACUUGAUGAAACCAACGUUUCGAAGAUUGAGGAACCGCAUUGACAAUAGUGUUAGUCAAGAUGAGUUAUCAUCUCCAAAGCGUAAAAAGAUUGCGGAGACUAGAUCAACACCUAGACGUGAAGGACUACGGCCACGUAGGUCAAAGACAUUAGCACGAGAAAAGUUGAAUUUAGAAUCUGGUGAUGAGCAAGAUACUUUUGACAACAAAAUUAUCGAAGAUGAGACUGAAAAUGGGAACGAAAUUGAUGAUAAUGAUGCAGAUGAUGGUCAGAAUGAUGGCGAGGCUGAGGAUGAGGGUGAUGGAGAGGGUGAGGAUGAAGGAGAUGAAGAUGGUGAUGACGAAGAAGGCGAAGAAGAGGAAGAAGAAGAAGAAGAAGAAGAACAAGAGGGAAGAAGGAGGUAUGAUCUCCGAAAUCGUGCUGAAGUUCGUAGGCUUUCUAUGGAAGAAGGUAAACAAAGGCCUCGGUCUCCACGAAGGGUAUUGCAUCAAGGAAUAGGGACUAGGGUUAAUAGGGAUGUAAGAAAGGGUGGAUCACGAGUUCACAAGCGCCAUCGUAUAACGAGAGCUGAAGAUUCUGAUGACUCCCUUCUUGUGGAUGAGCUAGACCAAGGUCCUGCUAUUCCUUGGGCUCGAGGAGGGAGCAGAUCUGGUCCGCCUUGGCUCUUUGGGGGACUAGACAUGCAUGGAACAACAGCAUGGGGACUGAAUGUUGCGGCAUCUGGUUGGGGUCAUCAGGGUGAUAAUAUUGCUGCAUUGACUUCUGGGAUCCAAACUGCUGGGCCAAGCUCUAAGGGAGGGGCAGAUAUCCAACCUUUACAAGUUGAUGAGAGUGUAAGUUUUGAUGACAUAGGUGGGCUAUCAGAAUAUAUCGAUGCUUUGAAGGAAAUGGUUUUCUUUCCCUUAUUAUAUCCAGAUUUCUUUGCUAGUUAUCACAUUACCCCACCAAGGGGGGUUUUGUUAUGUGGACCUCCUGGCACUGGGAAAACAUUGAUUGCCAGAGCAUUAGCUUGUGCGGCUUCAAAAGCUGGUCAGAAGGUUAGUUUUUACAUGCGUAAGGGUGCUGAUGUACUUAGCAAGUGGGUAGGUGAGGCUGAAAGACAAUUGAAAUUGCUUUUUGAGGAGGCACAAAGAAACCAGCCAUCCAUAAUUUUCUUUGAUGAAAUAGAUGGUCUUGCUCCUGUGAGGUCUAGCAAACAAGAGCAGAUUCACAAUUCUAUUGUUUCCACUUUGCUUGCCUUGAUGGAUGGUCUAGAUUCACGCGGACAAGUUGUUUUGAUUGGAGCAACCAAUAGAGUUGAUGCCAUUGAUGGAGCCUUGCGUCGGCCUGGUCGGUUUGAUCGUGAAUUUAAUUUUCCUUUGCCUGGGUGUGAAGCUCGCGCUGAAAUACUAGACAUCCACACUCGGAAGUGGAAGCAGCCUCCUUCAAAAGAACUGAAAUCAGAACUUGCAGCUAGUUGUGUUGGAUAUUGUGGUGCUGAUUUAAAGGCACUAUGUACUGAAGCUGCCAUCCGAGCUUUCCGUGAAAAAUAUCCUCAAGUGUACACAAGUGAUGAUAAGUUUCUGAUUGAUGUUGACUCAGUCAAGGUUGAAAAGUAUCAUUUUAUUGAAGCCAUGUCUACAAUUACCCCUGCUGCCCACAGGGGUGCUGUUGUGCACUCUAGGCCAUUGUCUUUAGUAGUUGCACCAUGUCUGCAAAGACAUCUGCAGAAGGCCAUGGAUUUUAUUUCCAAUAUAUUCCCCCCCCUUGCAUUGGCAUCAGAGUUUACCAAGCUUUCUAUGCUUUCAUAUGGAUCUGCAAUUCCUAUUGUGUAUAGACCACGGCUUCUGAUGCUUGGUGGUGAAGGUUCUGGCCUGGAUCAUCUUGGGCCUGCAAUUUUACAUGAACUGGAGAAAUUCCCUGUUCAUUCUCUUGGACUUCCAUCUCUUCUUUCAGACCCCAGUGCAAAAACACCAGAGGAAGCAUUGGUGCAUAUAUUUGGGGAAGCGAGGAGAACAACACCUUCGAUCCUUUAUAUACCUCACUUCAAUCUUUGGUGGGAUAAUGCACAUGAACAGCUGAGGGCUGUGCUAUUGACUCUAUUAGAAGAAUUGCCAUCUGACUUGCCAAUAUUGUUUCUGGGAACUACUUCAGUUCUACCUACUGAAAGUAUAGAGCUGCAGCAUGCAGUAUUUCCUCAACGAUCCAUCUAUGAAGUGGGCAUACCAUCAACUGAAGACAGAUCUUUGUUUUUUGAACGUUUAAUUGAAGCUGCUUUAUCAGUCUUGUUGGAGGGUGCGACCAAGAAAUCCCAAGAAUCAGAAUCCCUUCCUGAACUUCCCAAGGCACCAAAAGUGGCUAGUGGCCCAAAGGCCUCAGAGUUAAAAGCUAAGGUAGAAGCUGAGCAGCAUGCCCUUCGUCGAAUGCGGAUGUGCCUCAGAGAUGUUUGCAACCGGAUAUUGUAUGAUAAGCGGUUUAGUGCCUUCCAUUAUCCUGUCACAGAUGAGGAUGCUCCAAACUAUCGCUCAAUAAUCCAAAACCCUAUGGACAUGGCUACUUUGCUGCAGCGUGUUGACUCUGGUCAGUAUAUUACAUGUUCAGGAUUCCUGCAGGAUUUCGAUCUCAUUGUGACCAAUGCAAAGGUGUAUAAUGGAGAUGAUUACAAUGGUGCUAGGAUUGUCAGUAGAGCUUAUGAACUUCGGGAUGCAGUGCAUGGAAUGCUGUCACAGAUGGACCCUGCACUUGUUGCCUUCUGUGACAAGAUUGUUGCUCAAGGGGGUCCACUUCAUGUGCCAGAUGAUUUAGGGGGAUCUAUCUUUCCUUCAACCCCAGUGGUGCAGUUGGGAGCUGUUACCAGAGCAAGUGCUCGACUCCGCAAUGUCCAGCCAGAGGUUAAUCUGGAUCAAAGCUAUGAGGCUUUGAAAAGGCAGAAGAAAAACAUUGAUGUUGCACAUGCAGCUUCAACAGCAGAAGACAAAUCACGAAACAUAGAUCCAGCACAAGCAGCAAAACCAUCAGAAGAACCAGGGACAAAUGACAUUAAUUUUGAAAAGCCAGAAUCCUCAUCUGCCAAUGGCAAUCAGCAUGAAACUUCUGGAGAAGCUUCUAGUGAUGCUGAAGGGAGUGGCUCCCAAGAUGUUACUAUGUUGGAUGCUGAAAUGUCAAGCCAUGUGGAGUACAUCAAGCGGCUUUUUAUCGAGCGCACAGAAAACUAUGGCAUUCCAGAGCUUGAAAGGCUGUACACGCGCAUAAUGAAGGCCAUUUUUGAAUCCAAGGACACAGUUGAAGACGACCCUAAGUACUCAAUUUUGAAGGUUUUGGUGAAAUUUGCUGAGGACGAGGCAAAUUUCUGACCUUCUCUCAAUAGGAAAAAAAAAAAAAAAAAGAAGUGAUAGGAAAAGGAAAAAAAAUUCUUGCAGUUAGUUGAUGUAAAGUCGGGAUUUUCUUUUCUUUCAAUGGAAAAUUAUUGAGUGUAAAA
Ricinus communis (castor bean) is the source of this 4070-nucleotide messenger RNA. Its product is annotated as ATPase family AAA domain-containing protein At1g05910. Gene Ontology annotation, cellular component: nucleus. Gene Ontology annotation, molecular function: ATP hydrolysis activity; ATP binding; histone binding. Gene Ontology annotation, biological process: positive regulation of transcription by RNA polymerase II. The record is from RefSeq and is a predicted model, not a curated record. NCBI's taxonomy places the organism in Eukaryota, Viridiplantae, Streptophyta, Magnoliopsida, Malpighiales, Euphorbiaceae. The transcript has 11 exons. Bases 295 to 3945 code for a protein of 1216 amino acids.